UUCGCCCCCUCCUCCUCGUCGGGUCCUUCGUUUCUGAACUCGCGUGCCUCUCGACUCGACCCGUCCCCCGAAAUAUCCACCAAAAAGAAAAGAAAAGAAAAGAACAUUCUUCUUCUCCGCCUCGGCUCGAAGGCUUGAAGCUGCAGGCCCGCCCCCCUGCGAAGUCUCCAAACGCCGCCCGCGCCGAUCCGGAGACCCCCCAGCUCUCAACCCCUCGCCCCGUGGAUCUGCGGGGCCACGGCGAUGGUGGAGCCGGAGCAGCGCCCGCUGCUCGAGGUAGAGCAAUGUGUCACAUCUAUACCAGAAGAUCAUGAAGCCACAUGUUGGGGCUGUGGGCUCCGGCUUGUUUUUGCAAGUUAUUCACCUGUCUAUAAGUGUGGCUGGUGCGGAGCAAUUACACAAAGCAACCAGACUGCGAGAAAACCUGAUAGUAUAUGUUUUUCCCACUGGAGGCGAUUACGUGACAGGUUCUUUGUGACUGUGCUCGUGUUCUUCAUGCUCUUUGUUAUAUGUGGUGGUGUCUGGGCGGUAUAUCCAAUUGUUUUCUCAAUCAGCAAAUUUUGUGGUAUCCUUCACUGCAUGGUAACAGCUAUGUUGGCUGUAUUUACCAUCUCAAGUUAUUGUUUGGCCUCUUUUAAGUCUGCUGGUGCACCGACAAACAUACGAUGGGGCAGCUAUCCCAUGGUUGGGAAAAAUGAUCUUGAGAACUAUACAUUUUGUACAUACUGCAAUAAACCAAAGCCCCCGAGAGCACAUCACUGCCGAUCUUGUAAAAUGUGUGUGGUGGACAUGGAUCAUCAUUGCCCAUUUAUUGGCAACUGUGUGGGAGCAUCGAAUCAUCAAUUUUUUGUAAUUUUUCUGAUCUCUGUGGUUAUUAGUUGUGCUUAUGCUGCUGGAAUGACCAUAUAUGCGAGCUAUCAGAUGUGGCCCUCUGUCGAUUUCCCAAACCUAGCAUCAUCUCAUCAAUCAAUGAGUUAUAUGAAAAUAUUGUUGGAAAUUAUUACUACAGUAGCAGGCUCUGCAUUCUUCUUAUCCGCAAGGGGUCUAGUUCUGGUAUAUCUAGCAUUCGCUAGUUUAUCAGUCAAUGCCGGUAUUAGUGUAUUACUGUGCCAGCAGCUUAGUUAUAUUUAUGAAGGAAAUACAUAUCUCAACCAUUUAAGUUCACCAAAUGCCAUGCAUGGAGAGAGGGGGUUGCAGAACAUUGUUAGAUUUUUUGGGUGCCCCUAUCUAAUUUCCAGAGUUUUUUUGCGAUAUUCGAACGCUGGCAAGUUGCAGGAUAAUUCAGGUUCAAAACUUCUUUAGAGGUUUUGGUGCUUUACUCUAUGUUGCAGUGAUUAUGACUCGUAUGGAACUAUUUGCAGUCAAGAUGGUUCUGUUACCCAUAGAAUUGUGAAUCUCAGUUGACCACCAUUAAGUUAGUUUGUAUAACUGAAGUUGUUCAGGAACACAAUACUCAUGAUUAUCCAUAUUCUGGAGCUAGCAUUAGUUAUUUAGUGGAUGUUUCUCUCACAUUGAUUUACCAGAACCAUUUUGGCGGAUGCUACAGUAGCAUGCGGCCUGCAUAUUAUUGCCCUGCAGACAAUCAUAAGGCGCUGAUGGUCUUGCAAUAAAUUGCGAUAUCUGAAAUUCUGCGGAUCAUCACUAUCUUUUUCGAUGAAUUGAAGAUCGCGGCUUCACGCUUGGUUGCUCCAGAAGAAAUGGACAUCAGGAUUGAAUUUGGCAGUGGCUUGAAUGACGCUGGAGGUCGAGAGAAAAAAAAACAUGGACCACGUGUCCACGUCCUUUUGAUGUCAAUACACUGACAUGUGCAGGAAAACAACCCCACAGUUGUUUUUGUAACAUUCACUCUGAACUAGACAUCGUAAAUUGGUCUUCUAACCAUGUAGAUGCGUGUGGUACAUCUAUUUUCCACCUGUUCUUCUGCCAUUAUGUACUGGUGGCAUACAAAUUCAUCUGGGAUUUGGGCCUGGUUGACCAACAGGAAGUGGCUCUUAUAUUCAGUUUGCUCUUCCAACCA
Molecule: messenger RNA, 2017 nt
Organism: Setaria italica (foxtail millet)
Lineage: Eukaryota; Viridiplantae; Streptophyta; Magnoliopsida; Poales; Poaceae
Product: protein S-acyltransferase 11
Exons: 5
Coding region: 244-1302 (352 amino acids)
Molecular function (GO): palmitoyltransferase activity
Source: RefSeq, a predicted model, not a curated record